AUGGACGUCCUCCGAAGGAUCAUGCCUCGUCGGAUGAAGCGCGACCAGUACUCUUUCGAGCUUCUGAAGAGCUCCUCGGCGAUGGAGCUGUCGUCGGCGGCGUCGUCGUCGCGACACAACGAGACGCCAAUGACGCCUCUGCCGCGACAUUUCUCCCAGUACGACAGUAUUCGCAUAGCGCCGCCGGCCCAAUCGGCGCUAGCCAAGCCUGUCGAGGUAACCCCGCUGCUUCUACUCCACUUUUUCGACUUGUUGACUUUGAUUUUUCAUGUGGGAGAUUUCAAGUUCUGUGGUAAAAUAAUAUCUAAGAUAUUUCAGAGAAGAACUUACAUAGUUUUGGAAUGUAGUUUAUCAGUUGUGCCUCGACGACCUCUAUUUCAUAAAAACUCUUUUUCUAGAAAAAUUGCCUUUUUUUAGAACUUUAAUAUAUUCAGGAUCUUAAAUGUACCAUGAAAAAAUUUGCGGAUCUCAAUUUAUCAUUUCUUCAUAUGGAUUCAAUCUAAAAAUCUCAUCAGGAGAAAUUUUCCGUAGAGCACACUGUAA
This is a messenger RNA of Caenorhabditis auriculariae, 543 nucleotides long. The record is from the annotation of a GenBank genome assembly. NCBI's taxonomy places the organism in Eukaryota, Metazoa, Nematoda, Chromadorea, Rhabditida, Rhabditidae.